Messenger RNA from Sesamum indicum (sesame), 1779 nucleotides. RefSeq names its product protein EARLY-RESPONSIVE TO DEHYDRATION 7, chloroplastic. Lineage: Eukaryota; Viridiplantae; Streptophyta; Magnoliopsida; Lamiales; Pedaliaceae. The record is from RefSeq and is a predicted model, not a curated record. Gene Ontology annotation, cellular component: plasma membrane.
AACCACGCGGCCUCUCCAGCUCUUGCUUCGUGGCGUCAACUUCCAGUUCCAGAGCCAACUCUUCUCCUUCUUCUUCUUCACAUCUUUGUCCUUCCUUAAACCGACCCCCCCCUGCAUUCCUUAUUUCCUAAGAUUCCAACCAUAUAAAAAUCUUGAUUUCAAUCCUCCAUCUCAGUCUCAUUCAAGAAUCAACCUAAAAUCAAAACCAUGUCUUCUAUGAGUCCCAAACACCGCAGCUCUCUCUACCCAGAAGUUGUUCAAACCAACCCUGAAUCAACUUCUCCAUUUAUCUCCAACCCCAGCAAGAACCCUUCUUCCUCUUCAUCUUUAUACCCUUCUAUUGAAAUGAAAGAUUUAGCGGAAAAUCUCUUCCCAGAAACCGAGGAAGAAGGCCAAACCGGCGCCGCGCAUCGGGGCGGAAAUGCUUCUUUUGAAUCAUCUGAGGAAGUUAUAAUCAGAGUCCCGGGUGCAAUUGUUCAUUUAAUUGAUAAGGAGCAGAGUGUUGAGCUCGCCAACGGGGAUUUCUGUGUAGUUCAACUGAAACAGGGAGAUAAUGUUGUGGCGGCUUUGGCUCGAGUUGGGGAUGAAAUUCAGUGGCCGUUGUUGAAAGACGAGGCAGCGGUUAAGCUUGAUGAUUCGCAUUACUUUUUCAGUCUCAGGGUUCCUUCUGAAGGCGGCGAAAUCAACAGCGACAGUAUUUUGAAUUACGGGUUGACAAUAGCUGCUAAGGGUCAGGAGGGGCUGUUGAGGGAAUUGGAUUCAGUACUCGAGAAGUUUAGCGCUUUUAGGGUGGAGAAGGCAGGGGCGGUGGUGGAGCAAGGCUGGUGGGGAGCGGUGGCGAAGGAGGUUUCUCCGGAGGAGAUGGAGAGAAAAAAAGAGGAGGUGGAGAAGAGCGCCGCUGCGUACUGGACCACGCUGGCACCGAACGUGGAGGAUUACAGUGGGAGUGUAGCAAGGAUGAUAGCUGCGGGGUCGGGGCAGGUGGUAAGAGGGAUAUUAUGGUGUGGUGAUGUGACUGUGGAUAGGCUAAAAUGGGGGCAUGAGUUCUUGAAGAACAGAGUGGGGAAGGCAUCGAGCUCGGAUGUUAGUCCUCAGGCAUUGAGGAGGAUGAAAAGGGUUAAGCGAUUGACAAAGAUGUCAGAGCAAGUUGCAACUGGCAUCCUUUCUGGGGUUGUCAAGGUCUCUGGCUUCUUCACUAGUUCAGUUGCAAACUCCAAAGUGGGCCAGAAAUUCUUCAGCCUUCUUCCUGGAGAGAUCGUUCUUGCUUCCUUGGACGGAUUUAACAAGGUGUGUGAUGCUGUUGAAGUUGCUGGGAAGAAUGUAAUGUCAACUACUUCUGUGGUGACCACCGGUCUCGUGUCACAAAGAUAUGGUGAACAAGCCGGAGAGGUGACGCAUGACGGGUUAGGCGCCGCAGGGCAUGCCAUUGGCACUGCUUGGACUGUGUUCAAGAUAAGGAAGGCUCUGAACCCGAAAGGUGUCCUUAAACCUACAACCCUGGUGAAGGCCGCUGCCAAUUCUGCUAAAUCAAAGGCUAAAUGAACAAGUGAUCGUCCCCUCGGGUCUUGUUUGACGUUUAAGUUACGGCCUGAAACUUAGACCUGUGGGUCAUUGUAGAUAGUUGUAUUAUGUUUGGCUUUGAGAUGUAACUCGUACUAGCGUUUUUCUUCCCCUUGCUGCUUUUUGUUUCUCUUCUUUUCUUCUAUCAUUUGAAUUGUCCCUCUUAAUAGACUUAUGGAUUUUUUUUGUCAAUGUGAUGAUUGGAUUGGUUUGAUUCAA